Messenger RNA from Pseudocercospora fijiensis CIRAD86, 1149 nucleotides. RefSeq lists its product as uncharacterized. The transcript has 3 exons. The coding region runs from base 1 to 1149 and encodes 382 amino acids. Lineage: Eukaryota; Fungi; Ascomycota; Dothideomycetes; Mycosphaerellales; Mycosphaerellaceae. Gene Ontology annotation, molecular function: protein binding. The record is from RefSeq and is a predicted model, not a curated record.
AUGCCUGGGUUGAGGGACUUGUUGAAGAAGAAAGAGAAGAUCGCCGAGGAAUCACAGCAGGAGCAAAGACCGAGCACUGAAGUGCCUGAGUUCAAGUUCCUCAGAACUACGACCAAUGCUCAGGAGAUCAUAGAGCCUCCUUCGCAUCCCGAAGAUCAGCAACAGCCUGAGAAGACUACACCGGUGAAAGAGAAACGACGCACGUUGGGCUUUCGCAACUCCUCGAAUGGCUCAUAUACCAAAGAUCCAACGGCUCUACCUGCUGCAGCAGAUGAAUCAAGCCAGCAGCUUCCAGUGAGAACCAAAGGAGAGCGCAGGUUGUCAGCUCGUCUACAUCUGCAUCGCAAUAGAUCGCGUUCAGCCUCAGGCGAGUCGAGCACAAACCUGCCAGAAGAUCUUCCCGAAGCGCCCGAAGCAGUUGCUGCGCGAUCGAGAGCCAACACUGAUCCCGACGAAGAGAAGGAGGUCAACGAACAGCGUGAAGCAAAAUGGGAGAAGCGAGCUACGAUACUGGCCAUGAACAGUCCACUGAAAGACGACCACAUACAGAGUGAGAAAACCCAAGGGCGGACUAGGAGCCGGAGUCCAAGCAUUUCGGACAAGACAGGCGAUGUCAAUAUUCAAGAGGCAAUACGGCUCCAUGAAGCAGGGGAUCUUGCGAGGUCAACAGCAAUGUUCGGAGCUCUUGCCAACCCAAAAGGCGCAAACAAUGCCCUUGCUCAAGUGCUCUACGGGCUCGCCCUGCGCCAUGGUUGGGGAAUACCAGUCGAGCCUGAAAAAGCUAUUCACUACCUGCAACUUGCAGCCUCAAAUUCCGCCAACAUAGAAGAACAGGCCCUCGCCUCGGGCAUGAAGAAAGGCGGUGCAGCCAAAGGCGAGCUCGUACUGGCAAUUUUCGAGCUAGCGAACUGUUUCAGGCACGGCUGGGGUAUAAAGAAGGACGCGGUAGCCGCCAGACAAUACUACGAAACGGCGGCCAAUCUGGGCGACACGGAUGCAAUGGAUGAGGCCGCGUGGUGUUACCAAGAGGGAUUUGGGGGCGAGAAAAACAAGUUCAAAGCGGCACAGUACCUACGUCUCGCGGAAGAAAAAGGAAGCAAAAGUGUCGGAAACAGUUGGAUUUGGAAAGAGAAGUAUAAUCCCAAAUAA